AAUUGAAUCUUCACAGUUUUCAGGGUUAAGACGAAGAGCCUGUUCUUCAUACGUUUCAUUCUCUCGUGGUAUCCUAAACUGACAGAAAUUGCACUUCGCCUAAUUGUUAUCUAUAUUUGUAUCGCAACACGAACGAAAACCCUAAUUCUGUACUCGUCUCUGAUAGAACUCUUAACACUCCCAUCUUCAUUGAAAUCUCUCGCUGUCUUUUUGCUAUCUCUGUAUCUGUUCGCUCUUCAUAGUGAGACUCUCUCUCUGCAUUGCUUGGAUUGGGGAUAUUAUUGGUCGGCGGUUACGGUUUCCGUGUAGUUAUCAAUCAUAGCGUGUUAGGGUUAGUGUUCUCUCUAAUUCGUUCUUUAGACUUUUCCUAUAUUUUGUGCUGUUCAAACCCUAGGAGUUGGAGGUUGCAUACGUAAUUGCGGACGUAUAUGUGUUUGUUCUAGGGUUUGUAGUUUUGCGCAUUAUUAUGCGGUGUUUGACUGUGAUUUUUAUCUCUUCCUAGGGUUUUUUUGUAUUGUUACUGGUGGAUGGGCGUGAACUAAUUCACAGAAUCUUGUGUGUUCCUUCAUUGUUGCUUCUUCGUUCUUUAGUUUUUUCGAUUUCUAUUACAGAGAUGAUGGUUUCCUAAAUGUGUUGUCAUCGACUGCAAAUCCAUCUUUAACAGAUGGAUUCGUAGAGAGGGAGACAGAAACAGGGAGAGUUUCUAUGGUGUUUGUUCCUCAUGCCUCUUGUUUCCUUUGUUUUUGCCCUCUGGGUUAAAACUUGUUUCAAAAUUUGCUUUUUCUAAUUUGGUAUAUCGUGGUAGACACUCUAGUGCUGAAGGAUAUGGAACAAUAGCCAAUAACUUUUUUGAUAGAGGUAGUUUGGAGCAAGAGUGUUUUGUUUAGUGAAUAACAAGAUAGGAUUAAGAUAGGUUGCGAACGAUUUUGUAUAGCAGCAAACAAUUUUUGGGAGUGGGGGUAACAAGCUGAUAGAGGUGUAAGUUUUUAUUAUAUCUGAUGGUGCUCUGUACUCCUGAUGGAAAGAAGUGAACCAGCUUUAGUUCCAGAAUGGUUGAGAAGUACUGGAAGUGUCACUGGGGGUGGCAGUUCAGUCCCCCACUUUUCAUCAUCAUCUUCUCACUCAGACGUGCCUUCGUCGGUACAUCAUACCAGAAAUAGGAAUCCUAAGAACACAAUUGAUUUUGAUUCCCCAAGGCCGGGUUUCUUUGACCGAACAUCGUCCUCCAAUUCUCGCAGAGGUUCUAGUUAUGGUUCUACAAAACAUGCAUACAGUAGUUUUGGCAGGAGUCACCGGGAUAAAGACCAUGAGAGGGAUAAGGAGAGGUCGAGCUUUACUGAGCUCUGGGACCCUGAUGGUUUUGAUUCGUUAGGAAACUUUAACAGUAGAGGUGACAAUGCAUUGAGGCGUUCUCAGUCGAUGGUAUCGAGGAAACAGAGUGACAUUUUACCCCGGAGAGUUGUUGGGGACUCAAAAAAAAGCAGUGGCAGCCAUUAUAACAACGGCAAUGGUAUGUUUUCUGGGGUUAAUAUAGGUAAUAGCAUCCCGAAAAUGGUGUUUGAGAAAGAUUUUCCAACGCUUGGAACUGAUGAGAAGCAAGGAAUUCCUGAUAUAGGAAGGGUUUCAUCUCCUGGUUUGUGCACGGCUGUCCAGAGCUUGCCCGUUGGAAAUGCAACCAUGAUUGGUGGUGAGGGAUGGACCUCUGCUCUGGCAGAGGUGCCUGCUAUAGUUGGGAGUAGUACCUUAACUACUACAGCUGCUGCGCAAACUGUUGCUGUUGGUUCUGUCUCUGGGACUUCAACUCCAGUGGCAGGUAUGAAUAUGGCCGGUGCUCUUCAGAAUCCAUCACGAACUCGUGCUGCGCCCCAGUUAUCUGUCCAGACACAAAGGCUUGAGGAAUUGGCAAUUAAGCAGUCAAGGCAAUUAAUCCCUGUGACACCCUCAAUGCCCAAGGGAUCAGUUAUCAGUUCUUCUGAUAAAUCCAAACCAAAGUCAUUAGGCAAAGCUAGUGAGACGAUUAUGGCUGCCAAGAGUGGCCCGCAGCCAAGUGCUUCAUUACACCAUGUCAAUCAAUCUUUACAUGGUGGGCAUGUGAAAUCUGAUGUGCCAAAGACAUCUCAGGGAAAGCUUUUUGUUCUCAAACCAGGUUGGGAAAAUGGUCUAUCCCCUUCCACUAAGGAUACUGGUUUGGCAACUAAUGCCAACGGCAGAGUCCCAAAUACCCAGGCUGCUGCUGCUCCUUUGGUUGCUUCUGCUUCUUUGAGGAGCCCAAACAACUCAAAACUUCCAACUGGGGAUCGGAAAUCCAAUUCCGUGAAUCUGAUUUCAGGAUUAUCUGUGGAAAAGAGAUCUUUGCCUCAAAGCCGGCAUGAUUUUUUGAAAGGUCUGAAGAUGAAAACCCAAGGGAACACUUCUGCUAUCCUCCCUGAUUCACCCACUAUUGAUACAUCUCCUACUGCAGAGAAGCCUCGCGAAAUAACUAAGGAUCUAGGUAGUGCCCCUGCAACACCUCAUGCUGCUAAUAAUGGUGCUGAGGUAACUAGCAACGGCGAUGCCUGUUCAGAGGUUCAGAGGUUUUCUGAUGUUGGAGAGAAGAAUAUGAGCCCCCGCGCGGUAGUGGAUUCAGUUGAAGAGGAGUUUGCAUUUCUUCGGUCUCUUGGUUGGGAAGAAAAUUCUGGUGAGGAUGAAGGCCUUACGGAGGAGGAGAUCAAUGCGUUUUACCAGCAAGUAAAUGAGUACAUGAAAUCGAAGCCAGCCUUGAAACUGUGCCAAGGUGCGCAGCCAAAGAUUCCUGAAUCACGUACAACUAGUGUUGGGGGAGCUUCCUCUGAGUUUAGGUCAUCUGAUUCUGGGUCUGAAGAUUGAUUUAGAUCUGUGAAAUUCCAAAUUUUCGCGACGGUUGGUUAGUUUCUUUUUUCUUUCUCUUAAAAGCUGAUCUGAUGAUUUGGGGUAUCAAAGAGGGGGGGGGGGGGUGGGUUUUUGGUUGGAACUGGGCAGUUUGCAGAUAUUGCAAUAAAGAUAAGGGCGCCUUAAUCCUCUGCCAGGAAAUGUCCUUUUGGUUACUAGGUUGGUUUGGGAGGGUAGGUUAAGGGGCUAUUUUAUAUGGGAUGAAAUUGCAUCAUUUGGGGCAUUUUGUCCUUCACAUUUUCCUUAAGAGCGUUUGAUUUUACAAGGAAAAAGCUUUUGUUGUUUUUGGUCAAUUUCACAAGAAAAGGAAAUCAAUUAGUGCCAUUUUUAGUUGAUUUGUACUGUCAUUGUUCCUUUCCCCCUCCCUCAGUUACCACAUUCUUUAGAUUUUUGUUAAGAGCAAUCAUGUUUGUUUGCCAAGGCAGUAAUAACACGUGCAAGAUUGAAAUUUAAAAA
This is a messenger RNA of Tripterygium wilfordii, 3363 nucleotides long. RefSeq lists its product as uncharacterized. The record is from RefSeq and is a predicted model, not a curated record. NCBI's taxonomy places the organism in Eukaryota, Viridiplantae, Streptophyta, Magnoliopsida, Celastrales, Celastraceae. The transcript has 5 exons. Bases 1018 to 2865 code for a protein of 615 amino acids.